Messenger RNA from Lytechinus variegatus (green sea urchin), 2637 nucleotides. Its product is annotated as FERM domain-containing protein 5-like. Gene Ontology annotation, cellular component: cytoskeleton. The transcript is spliced from 12 exons. NCBI's taxonomy places the organism in Eukaryota, Metazoa, Echinodermata, Echinoidea, Temnopleuroida, Toxopneustidae. The record is from RefSeq and is a predicted model, not a curated record. Bases 126 to 1838 code for a protein of 570 amino acids.
AUCGACCACCUGUAAUAAGCGAAGUUGUGCAGUCUCAGUCUCAGUCCUGUCAAAACAACAGCCUCUUUUACUCAUCCGUCUUGAAAAUGUAAUAAAUUACAUUUAUAUUUUGAAAAAGCAUAAAAAUGUCAAUAUAUUCUUUCGGUAUGGAGCAUCGAUUUCAUUGUAUUAUCAAGCUUUUGGACGAACAAGUGGAGUCGAUCAAUGUUGAAUUUCAAAGGGAUAGCAAAGGACAGUUUUUACUUGACCAGGCAUGUGAUGCAUUGAGACUUGCAGAAAGGGAGUAUUUUGGGCUGCGCUAUGUUGACCAACACAAACAGAGGCAUUGGCUGGACUGUAAGAAGAAUGCUCUGAAGCAACUAAAAGGUACAGGCCCACCUUACAGGGUGGUAUUCAGAGUGAAGUUCUAUCCAGUAGACCCUUAUUCAUUAAAGGAGGAAAUCACUCGCUUUCAGUUAUUCCAGCAGCUCAAACGAGACCUUCUUCAUGGCCGCAUCGUGUGUGCUUUUCAAGAUGAGGCUCUUCUAGGUGCUUGCAUAGUGCAGUCUAACCUUGAAGAUUACAAUCCUGAAGAACACCUGCCAGGGUAUGUUUCUCACUUCACAAUGUUUCCUAAACAUUCUGAGAAACGACAGAUCAGGAUAGAGGAACUCCAUCAGUCAGACCUUGGUGGGAUGAUGCCAGCACAAGCUGAAUUCAAGUUCAUAGAAACAGCACACAAGCUUGACACAUAUGGAGUAGACCCACAUUUAGUCAGGGACAUGUAUGGAACCCAGUUAUAUCUUGGCUUGACAUUCCGUGGGGUACUUCUGUUCCGUGGUAGCAUGCUAGCAGAGACAUUCAAGUGGGAUACCAUCAGGAAGUUCUCGCAAGACGGUCGAGCUCUCAUCAUCCAUGCUGUCUUCAACGAGAAGAAAGUGAAUCAUCGUUACUUCUUGAGUACAGACGCUGCAGCUGAACAUUUAUGGAAAUGUGCAAUAGAGAACCAGGGAUUCUACCAAAGCAGAGUAACUAAAGGGUUGAAGAGGACAAACAGUUUCCUGAGGAGAAAUAGAUACAGCUUUAGUGGUACAACCCAGAAAGAAGCACUGGAACACAGUACACACCUAGAGAGGAAAGAGCCUAAGGUUGCCAGGAGUCCACCUCUAAUCAGACCGAGGCGAUCACUGCAAAUAAACAGCCUUAGACCUAUCAGUGAUGCAAGUACAUUUGAAGGAUUCUCUGCGCAUCUAGCAAGCCAGAACCACUCAACGCCCCAAAGAGACUCUGACAACCAUCUCCCCAUGUUCACCCUGGCAACAUCAGAUGGUGAGGAUGAGACUAGUAGUACGGACACCCAGCCUGCGGCCAUCACCACCCCAACGGCCAUUGAUGGCCACGCGAGAGACCCCCUGCCAAAUGUCGUGGAGGAAGAGGAGGUGGUGGCGGAGGAGCGGAAUGGAGGAGUUUGUGAAACCAAACCAUCUCCAAUGUCUCAGGUAGAAAGCAAUCACCGCAUGGAGAGCAUUCUUGCCGAGGCGUCAGGAUCUUCAAGAAAGACGGCCUCUCCUAAGGAGGCUGAUCUUCCCCUGUCUAACACAUACUCUCUCAUCCUGCUCAUCCUUCUUAUUCUCAUCACCUGCAUUUUGGUCAUCUUUGUUCUCUUUGAAACGGACCUUCCUCUUGUACAGCCUCUCCAAGAUUUUUGGCUUAUUGAGGAAGUCAGGUUUACGUUGUACGAGCCUUCAAAGAUGUGGACUUUGAACAGAUGGCAUGACUUCACUGACACCUUUAUUGCACCUGCUAGUCAAUAUGUGACGCGGCAGGUUGACACCAUUAUUACCCGUUUCAAAAACUGAUCAUGGAGUGACUUGUGGAAGACAUGGUGUGUUGAUUAGAUGAGCUGACAACUGCAAAAUACCGGUUGGUCUGAAUGUGAUUAUGCUACUAUUGAAAGCAAUGUGUCUCGUUGCGGUGUGAAGGUCUAUAUCUGCAUGAAUGGGGCUGCAGAAGGUCCCUUGUAGGUGCAUUGUCAGGCCUACACUGCCAAUUGACCUACCAUAGUAAAAAAAAAAAAAAUCAUUUGGGAUGUUUAUCUUUUGAUGACACCUGGACACUUUACGUGAUGUGUGAUGCAGCAUCUGCAAAUUACCAGCUUGAAAUCGAGUUAGGAAGCUUGAGUCCCAUAAAGCCUUAUUCUCAUCUUAGUGUGUGCGAUACAUCAAGUUAUAUCGAGGGUAUCUAACAUUCAGCAAGCAAAGAGCAUUGCUUGCAGAGGUUGGAGCAAAACGAUGACCACGUGUUCUUGGUUAUUUUUUAAUACCAGGGGACAGUCGAUUUGUUGCAGAGAAAUAACCAAGACAAAAUAAAACACAAAAAAUGCUUUUGUGUCAUAUAACCACAGGUAAUAAGCAUCUUUGAAGUAAAAAAGUUUGUUUUAUUAUGAGCAUUCAAUAACCUAGAGUUGGCCUAUUUGUCUCCAGAUUGGUAUCAAUUAUUUCAUUUUCAUGCUACAUACAGAAUGUUCUGUUUUUUUUUAUUUGCAUCCCUCGUACAUAAUGUUGUUUCAAGAUGUUUUUCAAUACUUUGUUUAAAGGACAAGUCCACCAAAACAAAAAGUUUAUUUGAAUAAAAAGAUAAAAAAAUCAACAAGCAUAA